This is a messenger RNA of Cuculus canorus (common cuckoo), 3275 nucleotides long. RefSeq names its product small integral membrane protein 13 (gene SMIM13). NCBI's taxonomy places the organism in Eukaryota, Metazoa, Chordata, Aves, Cuculiformes, Cuculidae. The transcript has 7 exons. Bases 486 to 944 code for a protein of 152 amino acids. The record is from RefSeq and is a predicted model, not a curated record.
GCGCCCGGCGCGCGCCCCCUCGUUCUUCACGCCGGGCUGCGGAGGAGUCGGGGUUGCGGUGGAGUCGGGGCUGCGGUGUCGCCGUGGGCUCAGCCAGGGGCAUCCCGGCCUCCCCUCGCCCUCCCGGCUGGGCCGCGGAGCUGCCCCGCCUCCCCUCCGCGGGAGGGUGGUGGCGGCGGGGGCAGCGAUGCGAGGCUCGGCCUCCUCCUCCCUCUCCCCGUAAGCGCCGGCGGGGCCUUCGCCCGCCUCUCAGCGCUGAAGCCGCUUCACUUCGGGGUCUCUGGUCGCCCCCUCCCGUGGGGCUGCGCGGGGCCUCGCGGAGAAGGCGUCUCGGAGCCCCCCGCUGCUGCCGGCGGGGAACGGGACAGGCGUCAUGUGGCAGAGCAUCGGGCUGACCUUGCUGGUGAUCGUGGCCACCUUGGCCUGCGUGCUGCUCUUCAUGCUGUGCGAAUAGUAAUCAGAAUCACAGAAGGGUGGGAAUUGGAAUGGACCUCUGGAGAUCAUCUAGGCCAACCCCUCUGCUAAAGGAGGUUCACCUAGACCAGGUUACGCAGGACUGUGUCCAGAUUACUUUCAAGUUCUUAAGCCCCACUUCCACACGUGUCGUCUUCCCCCAAGACUCCUCCAUCAGCAAACACCGUGGCACUUUGUCUCAAAAUAGAAGCAGCUCCCAUCAAGAAGACCAUCUUGGAAGGUCCAGAGAGCAACAAGUGCGUGAAAUUACCACAUAUACAAAUAGAACAGUUUUAUGUAUCAAUGAGAUAAUGCUUCUCUACAAAGGUCAGCAGGGGAUUUCAGUAUCUCUGCCUUUCACAUCAACUGUUUAUCGUGAUCUUCUUGAACUCCUUAUCUUGAUCAUUACAGCUUUCAUCACUAUUACUACAUUUUGUCAAGAAACCCUUCUGAUGCUGCUAGAGGGAGGGAGGCUGCCUCUAGACAUGUAGAAGCAGAAGACCUGAAGGUGAAAGAGAGGUUCGAAAAGUAUUCUGCAAGGCUAUGGAGAAUUGCAGGGAGAACUCCAUCCAAAAGGAAGGCAAGCAGCAACAUUAAGAGGCUGAUGGAAACAGAGAACUUGAAUCAACAUGCAUUUCUCCUCAUUUUGCUAACUGACCAAGUUCCUCUUUCUGGUGUGAGGUGGUACGUGUAUAAACACUGUAAGACCAAACUGUUAGCUAAUCCUCUGGUUCUGGAAUCAACCUGACAAAGGGGUAGGGUAGUGAAACAUUGUAAUCCGUUUAAGUAAACGAAAUUAAAUCUCUUCUUGGCCAGUUUUAAAGAUCAAGUCAUAAAAGCCUGGAACAGUUCUGUUGUAUACAUUUCCCUUGGAAAGUAUCUGCUUGAGAUUUUCUCUUUGUUAAUUGGGUCUGAAACAUCCAUUACAGAGUAGUUUGUUUCCAGCUUUAGUCAAUAUUUUUCAAAUGUGCAGUAUUUGUAUUAAUUGACUCCAGCUCUCUCAACUCUCAAAUAUUAUCUGAGGACAGGACAAAUAAUGUUUACUUGAUACCUGUCAGAUUUUUUCCUCAUGUCAGAGUAUGGACAGGAAAACUAUCUGUAGAAACCAAUUUAUUAAAUUAGCUGUGGUCCUUUCCAUUUUGUAAGACUCUUCAUUUUGUGGGUUGUUUUCCUGAGUAACAGAUUUUUUAAAAGCAGGUUAAUUUCUCCACACACAUUACAAGUUAAACCUGUUUAAAUUCUGAUGUCUUCGGGACGUUUGUUUACCUUAUGUAUUAAUUUUGUUUUAUCAUUUCCAUGAUGACAGCUAUCUGCACGCACUGAUUCUACCACACUGGUUUUGUUUCUGCCAAACAAGCAAAAUAUAUGGAAAAUGUUUGUGAGAUGGUCUUUAUUGUCUUCUUAGGACUUGAAUUAUUUUUAAGGCAGGGCCAUGGCAACUAGCACAGUCAAAAACAUUGUGUAAGCUGGGAGUAUUGCCAUUGCAUUCUUUGCCACAUUGGGUCAGAUCCUGCCUUUCUUAGCAGUGGUAUGUUUGUUGCUACCUUAUUUUUCUUCCACUAUUGCCACACAAAACAAGGACUUAGGAUAUGCUUUUGUAAACAGGUUCGUACACAGUUUAAAAGAUUGCUGCAACAUUAACUGUUUGUCCCCUCCCUCUCCUACAGGUACACUAGUUUUCAAACCAUUCAUUUUACUGCUCUGGUCUCAGUUCACACUUUGCCAGCGCUGGCUCAGGAAAGGACCUGAGGGAAGAGGGUGAAAUGGUCAUUUUCAGCAUCAGUGUAGCCUUAGGCAUACCAAAACUGAUUGUGAAGUUGCACCUCUAAUUAGGGCUUUGGACUCAGAGCAUGGCCAUCCUUGCAAAGUACCCUAACCUAAGAUAUUUCCAUGCAAGCAGGUGCAGAUUACUUUCAUGCAGUUCAGCUUGCACUAAUCCUUGAAUUAGGAGUGCAGGGCAGACCUCCUUCUCCUAUGCAGAACCCCGUGCAAAGGUGGCCACACUGCUUCCAAAUCUAGGGCGGCAAGAAAGUGUUGCACUGUAUAGCCUUCUCAAAUCCAGUCUUUAUCAGCUUGGUGCUUUGCACAACCAAAUGGCAAAAUUUGCACCUCCUGAAAGGAGGAGUAGGAGAUUUCUUAUAGCAGAUCACAGAGGUAGGUUCAGUCGAGACACAGUGACUAUCAUCUUUUGAGUGGGAAAGCAUGAUUCCUAUCCUCAGGGAACUCUUCUUCCCUGUUGUUAAGACCAUUGAGUAUGAUGACAGUCCACUUGUAAGGGACCAGAAGAGUGCUUCUGGACAGGGUGUUAAAUACUGAUUUAAUCAAGUACUUAACUCUUUUUUUUCCCCACUUUGUUUUCUUUAAUUGUCUAGAGCUUACAAAUCUAGUAAAUCAAAUAUUUCUCCUACCAGUAGUAUUGAAUUUCAUGCAAAGUGCUGUGGGCAGGUAGCCAGAACAACAACAAAGCCACUUUGAAAGUAUUUAUCUCCAGCAAUACUUUAUACUUCUCAUUGCUGUCUAUCUGAAUCUUUCAGUGUAUUUUAAACUGUCAGGGAAUUAAACCUUGCAAGUAAGGCUAUCUCUCUUUUCCGAGUGGAGAAACCAAAACCCAAAGGGAUUACAAAUAGAAUUUGGAGACCCCUUUGUGUUUUGAGUUCUACCCUAGCCCUGGGACCCACUGACAACAAGAGGGCUAUUCACAAAGCAUGAUAACUGUCUAAUAUGAAUCUGGCUGUGUGACUUACCUGUCAACAUGAGCUUAGUCUAGAAAGGGAUGCCAUGUCUCCUGAUUCUUGGUUGUGCACUUCAGUUACACUACUGGC